AUGGGCAGCUCGAUCCCCCGUACCGCAUACGCCACGAAUGACCCGCAAGGCGGUCGGAGAUUCUGUCAGCCCACACCGCCGCCGUUGAUGAUGAUCACCGAGAACACUACAAUGUCUCGAGCUUCGAAGGUGACGUUAGCGCUCACCAGUCUUGGUACUGCGGGGAUCGUCUACUUUGUGCAUUGGUCCCAGGAGCAAGAGAAAGCGCAAAUGCACAAAGGCGUUGAACGAGACAUGGAAAAGCAGCGAAUUCGAAUGGAGCGACAAGCAGAUUUUGAGAUGCAGAAAGCCCUGGAAGAGGAGUACCGGAAGCUUCAAAAAGUGUCUCCGAGCACAGAUACUCAAGGGUCGAGCGGGUGA
This is a messenger RNA of Aspergillus thermomutatus, 360 nucleotides long. Its product is annotated as protein PET117. The transcript is spliced from 3 exons. NCBI's taxonomy places the organism in Eukaryota, Fungi, Ascomycota, Eurotiomycetes, Eurotiales, Aspergillaceae. The record is from RefSeq and is a predicted model, not a curated record. Gene Ontology annotation, cellular component: mitochondrion. The coding region runs from base 1 to 360 and encodes 119 amino acids. Gene Ontology annotation, biological process: mitochondrial respiratory chain complex IV assembly.